AUGGAUUCAUCUCCGAGUCAUGAAUUUUGUGCUAAUGAAAAAGAAGAUAAUGAUAAUUCAUUAAAAUCAAUUUCAAAUCAAGGAUUGGAUGAAAUAUUAGCACCUACGUCAAUAUAUAAUUCGAAUGAAACGUCGUCAGGUACAAAUCUAUCAUCGUUUACAAACGAUAUCAAAUUUGAACCUGAUGUAGAAUUUUCAAAAAAUGAUAAACAUAAAAAAAAAGAAUUUAAAAGUAAAAAAGAAUUGGAAGAAGAAGAAAGAGAAAAAAUGCAAGUUUUAGUAUCAAAUUUUACAGAAGAACAAUUAGAUAGGUAUGAAAUGUACAGACGUUCUGCAUUUCCAAAAGCAGCUAUAAAAAGGCUGAUGCAAACAAUAACCGGUUGUUCAGUUUCGCAAAAUGCCGUUAUUGCAAUGUCUGGAAUAGCUAAAGUUUUUGUCGGUGAAGUCGUAGAAGAAGCUCUUGAUGUUAUGGAGGAGCAAGAUGAAUUAGGUCCUGUUCAGCCGAAACAUUUAAGAGAAGCAGUUAGAAGACUAAGAGUUGCCAGAAAUUUUCCAAUUAGUAAAAAUGAAAAAAGACUAUUUUAA
Pediculus humanus corporis (human body louse) is the source of this 585-nucleotide messenger RNA. RefSeq names its product transcription initiation factor TFIID subunit, putative. Gene Ontology annotation, cellular component: transcription factor TFIID complex; nucleus. The transcript is spliced from 3 exons. Gene Ontology annotation, biological process: RNA polymerase II preinitiation complex assembly; transcription initiation at RNA polymerase II promoter. Gene Ontology annotation, molecular function: protein heterodimerization activity; transcription coactivator activity. Lineage: Eukaryota; Metazoa; Arthropoda; Insecta; Psocodea; Pediculidae. The coding region runs from base 1 to 585 and encodes 194 amino acids. The record is from RefSeq and is a predicted model, not a curated record.